UUUAUCCCGCUUUCUUUGCAGAUGAUGAUGAUCCAGUUCUUUUUGAGUUUUGAGAAGUUACAAAGUCAAGUUACGUCAGAGUACUCGUUGCAGACAGAUCAGAGUGGCAGUGUCUUGAUGAUCCCAGAGUCUCGCGCCCAAACCAACGCCUCACAAAUUUGCAGUCGGUCACUCCGACUGGCCUUCGUCCCGACAAGUCUCUGCACCCAGCCCUUGCAGCCUAUUUCCGGCUUAACCGUUGCAAGCUUCUCUGCACGAACGACCCGGCCAACGACACAGCAUUAAAACCUUCCGCCUUCCCACAACACAGCCCAGCCUCCUCUUAUUCCGGCCCUUUGCAGUCUGUUUUUUUUUUUUUUACUUGCUUGCUGUGAGGUGUACUACAUACUUGUGUCCAUACAUACAAGAUCUACCCAUCAACCCGUUGGUGAACCUCCCAAAGCCGAGCAGUCCAUUUCAGCACUGCCACCUCAAACUCCCCACGCAAAUAUUAGAUACCCCAAUCACCACUAGCCGGCCACCGAAAAACUCUCAAUCAUCAUCAAGUCUACAUAAAUAUACUUCUUUCUUUCACUCUUGUAUCUGCCCGGCUCCGUCGUCAUCCGCCCUUCGCAACCAACUCAUACACAUACAUAUAUAUAUAUCAGUUCGUCGUUCAUCCCCACAUAUUUAUUUCAGCUUUUGUUCUACACACUCCAUCAACCAUCCAAAAGAAGAUUGCGAAGAAAGGAAAAAACAAAACAUCUUGGGUUCAAGGACUGCCACUUCGUAUAAUAUUCGGCUCGAUCGGGAAUUGAUUCGUGUUCUUCUGCUCGAAAAAAAAAAAAAAGAAAACGAUUGGACGCCACAAAAAGAAAGGACGGGAAGAGAUGUGUGACGAAUGUUGUAUCUGUCUCUCGGUCGGAUGUCCGACGAAGAUCAACCCUUCGGGCGGCGACGGCCAAGCCCGGAUCUGUCCCCGCUGCAACAACGGCAGCGUCUUCCAGGCCCAAAGCCAACGCUGGCUCGAGGUCUGUUUCUUGCCCUUGUUCCCAUUCAAAACGAAAGACGUAUGGUCGUGUAAUAUUUGCAGUUGGCAGGCCGAACUGGGCGUCUUCCAGCCCCUCGUCGCAAGCACCUUCCCGCCGCCCUCAUUCCAAACCCAACCGGGAUACAGUCCCCCGAUGAUGUAUGCUGCACCCUACACCGCCGCCCCGCCGCCUCCAGCGACGUACACCCCAUCCUCCGGCGCAGUACCCGGCAAAUAAUCUCUCUCUCUCUCUCGAUCGGGUCUCCCUUAUAUAUCUCCCGGAGAUGUCCCCCCCCCCCGCCUCGGCCCGUCUGUUGCUUGUACUGUUCUUGACGUCGUCGACCCCCCAGCCAUCGGCGUUCUGUCCAUCAUGUACCCUUCCUUCUUUUUGCUCUAUCUCGGCCCCGUCUCGCCGGUGUCCCGGCCCGAAACGGCCCGGUCGUGUGCUUGUAUCUUCGCUCUCCCGUUCUAGCUUACUUGUCCUGCCUCUCUCCUCUUCCUCAUAAUAAUCGUUCAUCUAUGUAUGUCCAUUUGUUUCGGUGGUUUAGAUGCACUCGUCUGGGAUCCUUAUUCUGGUUUGUUGUUCGAACUGUUCAUCGAUCGUCUUAUCUUUAUACAAUAUAUAUAUAUAUGCUACAAAUGUAUAAGCCCUCUCUCGGCGUUGUGAGUGUCAAGUCUUUCUUCUGCUCGGUCUGUCGUGACGGAACUCAUGGGAUUGAUCUAGCUUAACAAAAC
Puccinia graminis f. sp. tritici CRL 75-36-700-3 is the source of this 1744-nucleotide messenger RNA. RefSeq lists its product as uncharacterized. The record is from RefSeq and is a predicted model, not a curated record. NCBI's taxonomy places the organism in Eukaryota, Fungi, Basidiomycota, Pucciniomycetes, Pucciniales, Pucciniaceae. The transcript is spliced from 6 exons. The coding region runs from base 870 to 1247 and encodes 125 amino acids.